CAUGAACCCAGAAAUAAACGUAAUUAAAAGCAGAAUUCUAGCAGCAGAACAGCAGUUUCAUAAUGAAAAGAAAAACGGUUACAAAACACGAGCGAAUGUCAUCUUCUGAUGAAGGUUUAUUUGAAAUCGAGAGAUUUAAGAAAUGUUCAAAAACAUUUUUGAUUAAGAAUACUUUAAAUUUUAUAGACUACACGCUUUUUUUUAACUAUGUUAGAGAUAAAUUAAUUUUAAAGUUAAAAGAAUCAUGUUUACAAUCAUCUAUAAAAUUUAAUUUACAUGUGGAUAGCGUAUACGAAAGAAUACUCACUCAAGAAGUUCGGGACAUAGCUUUCAAAACUUCUAAUACACUUGCAUGUAAUUCAUCCGAUUUCAAUAAAUUACUAAAUGGAAUGUUCAAUAAAUUAUUAUCUGAACAAGACCAGUUUUUAGCGAAAGGAUCUGGGUGGUCCCUUAAAAUUAUAGAUGUAUUACAAUUGAGAAUUAAUACAGUGAAUCCUCUCAGAGGAGGAACGUAUCUAGAUCUACCUGAAUAUAUAAAAGAUAAAAGAGCAAUUAUAAAUGUAAAAAAUAACGAUGCUAAAUGUUUUAAAUAUUCAAUACUAUCUAAGUUUGAUAAUCGAUCGAAUAAAACUUAUUUGAAUAAGAAAUAUUUUAAAAUGUUAGAAACAAAAAGUGGUUUAGAUUUUAAAUGUAUUGAUUUUCCAACACCAAUCAGUCAGAUGAAAAAAUUUGAAUGUACAAACGAUGUAUCAAUUAAUAUUUAUAGUUUAAAUGAUAAAAAACAUAUUUUUCCUUUGUAUAUUUGUAAUACUGAAAGAAAAAAACAUUUCGAUCUUUUUCUGUUCAAUAAUGAUGAAACAUCACAUUACUGUUAUAUAAAAAAUUUUUCAAGAUUCGUUAGAAGUCAGAAAACUAAAAAUUAAUGACUUAAUGACUCAGUUUAAAAGCGUUAUCUAGCGGAACAAAAUACAGCAGUAUUAUUAUUUUCAUUGAUUUAUUUACCACUAGAUGACGCUUUUUGUUUUUAUCGAUUGUAGAUAUAUAUAUAGUUUUCAAAACAGACUAAUUAGGAUCAGGAGAUCAUGUGAAAUAAUUAAUUCGACUUAAUAAAAAAACUGAUAUUUUAUUUUAUUAAAAAAUAAAUAAAUAAAUAAAUAAAUAUUAUACAUAAAAAAACAUUAUUUUAAAAUAUCUGAUGAUGUUAUCCACGAAUUUUGACUUGAAUCAAAACCUAACCAUUUAACAAACAUUUUAUUCCCAACUUUUUUUACAAUACGUUCAAUGAGAAAGGUGUUUGGAAAAUCAGUUAAUUUAAUUUCCUGUUCAUAAAAACCACCUAAAAUUACACUGCCUGAUUCAUCCUUUAGUUGAUAAGUAACUGGAUUUGUCUGUAAAACUUUUGAAACUGUAAAUAUUUCCGUUGUCCAAUUUGGUGUAUAUCCUUUAGUAAAUAUAUGUUUAUACUUAGAUAUUCGUACUUUAUCGUUAACUUUAAAUUUUGGUUUAUACAAUGUUUCAGAAAUUAUAUAUGUGUUAAAUUUAAUUCUGUUUGUAUCCAUUCGAGCUUCACUAGGUGUACAUUUGAUUGUUCUGUGUUUUGUGUUAUUAUAGUUAUGUGUAAUUUUUGAUAUUGUAUUGUACCAAUUCCAUGUGCCUGUUGCAGUAAAAUGUCUAUAUAUAUUAUUUUUAAGAGUUCGAAUCACACGUUCCGCGAUUGAACAUUUGAUAACACUGUAUGAACUGUAAUGUUUAAUUUUAUUUUUUUUCAUUAAAUCUUGGAAUUGGACAUUGUAAAAUUCUGUACCAUUAUCUGUCUGUAAAAAUUUUGGUUUAGCUUUUUUCAAUAUAUUAAACAUUCCUUUUGUACAUUCUUUACCUGAUUUAUU
Messenger RNA from Metopolophium dirhodum (rose-grain aphid), 1886 nucleotides. RefSeq lists its product as uncharacterized. The transcript has 2 exons. Bases 63 to 923 code for a protein of 286 amino acids. The record is from RefSeq and is a predicted model, not a curated record. NCBI's taxonomy places the organism in Eukaryota, Metazoa, Arthropoda, Insecta, Hemiptera, Aphididae.